AAGAGGAAACCCGGCGCGAGGCAGUGCGGAGUUGCGCGAAGAGGAGCAGGUGUAAGUCCUUCAGCGCUGGGAUGUCUCUGCAGGCUGAUUUUGACAGAGCCGCCGAAGACGUGAGGAAGCUGAAGGCACGACCUAGUGAUGAAGAAUUGAAAGCACUCUACGGGCUGUACAAGCAAGCCAUUGUUGGGGACAUUAAUAUCGCAUGUCCAGCAAUGUUAGACUUAAAAGGCAAGGCCAAGUGGGAAGCGUGGAACCUCCAAAAAGGGUUGUCAAAGGAUGAGGCCAUGCGUGCCUACGUUUCUAAAGCUAACGAGCUGAUUGGAAAAUAUGGAAUUUAGAAACCAGCAGAGCAGAGGUUUUUCCUCCUGGAACUUUCACGGUGAAGGUAUCACAAGCUAACAUUGAAUGGCAAAAUGUGUUCUCUAUUAUUCUGUAUUUUUGCUAUUAACAUGAUUUAUAAUACUUAAUUAGGAAUAUUGUGUAACUGGACACUGAUUAAAUUUUACUUGAUAAAUCGGGUGACUCUCAAGUUAUU
Molecule: messenger RNA, 535 nt
Organism: Ochotona curzoniae (black-lipped pika)
Lineage: Eukaryota; Metazoa; Chordata; Mammalia; Lagomorpha; Ochotonidae
Gene: ACBD7
Product: acyl-CoA binding domain containing 7
Exons: 4
Coding region: 72-338 (88 amino acids)
Biological process (GO): fatty acid metabolic process
Molecular function (GO): fatty-acyl-CoA binding
Source: RefSeq, a predicted model, not a curated record